GAGGGCUGCAUUGGCGGGAGAAUGGGUUUGUGGUCCACGAUCUGAGGCAACGGUGGGUGUUUGGGGUCCAUGGUUCCCAGGAGUAACAUGAGGAUUCUUUCUCUUCUGGAAGCUGACAGGACCAAAACAUAAGGAUUACCAAAGUGGUGACAGAAGAAAUCUUGGAAGAAAGCAUUUUUGCCUUGUACUUGAUACAACUGCUGGGCCCACCAUGGCUCCUGUGAAGAUCAGCCACGUGGUAUCAUUUUCCUCUCAGGAUCCCAAGUAUCCUGUGGAGAACUUGCUGAACCCAGGCAGUCAGACAAGACCUUGGCUCAGCUGCCCUCAGGAUAAGAGUGGGCAACUGAAAGUGGAGCUGCAGCUGGAGAGGGCAGUGCCCAUUGGCUACAUUGAUGUGGGUAACUGCGGCUGUGCUUUCCUGCAAAUUGAUGUGGGUCGUUCUUCCUGGUCCCUGGACAGACCCUUCGUCACCCUGCUCCCUGCAACCAUGCUAAUGUCCCCAACUGAUUCAAAGCAGGGGAAGAACCGCUCAGGGGUCCGCAUGUUUAAAGAUGAUGAUUUCCUGGCUCCAGCCUCAGGAGAGUCAUGGGAUCGACUUCGCCUGACCUGCUCCCAACCCUUCACACGUCAUCAGACCUUUGGCCUGGCCUUUCUGCGGGUGCGUUCCUCCCUGGACUCCUUAGAUGAUUCCAUGAUGGGUCCUUCAGCCCUUGUGAGCUCUGGACUGAGCCAGGGUUCUUCUGAUGCUCAGGAGUCCGGUCCCAGCCCCUGGCUGGCUAAUCCAUCCAUUCGGAGGACAUUCUUCCCAGAUCCCCACACGGACACCAAGGAAAUUUCAGAGCUCAGGAAUAUCCUAACGCAACUGCAGCCAGGGACUCUGGGGCGUUCAGCCCGCAUGGUGCUUUCUGCUGCCCGCCGGGCGUCUCCAGCCAGUGUGUUAAGCUCAAAGAACAGCCAUGCAGAACCUGAUCCCAAUCAUCUGGACAGUGAAGAGCCCAGAGCAGAAGAGCAAGACUCCAAGAAUGCUGUGGGCAGGAUGAAAAGACGGAAAGUGCAGGACCAGAGGCCUCUGUCCAACUCUAACUCUCAGCCAAACAGAAGGGGAACAGCAAGAGCAGGACAAAGAGAAUGCCGACCCCAGGCCCAAAGCAGUGGUGGCCAGCAGAGUGGACAGUGCCCCAUUUGUGCAGGCUCCUUCAGGAUUGAGAGUCUUCCCCUGCACGCUGCCACUUGUGGAGAGACCUCCCCACCUCACCCAGCUUCUCCCUCCUCAUCACCAUCUUCAUCGUCUUCAUCCCAAUUUCACUGUGUGGCACUAACACCAUUUCCCCUGGUCCCCAGGCCACAGCCUAACUGGACCGAGAUCGUGAACAAAAAGCUCAAGUUUCCACCUCCACUCCUGGGUGCCAUCCAGGAGGGCCGGCUGGGUCUUGUGCACCAGCUGCUGGAGUCGGGGUCUGAGGCCACAAGCAGUGGGCCAGCUGGGCCCCUGCGAAAUGUGGAGGAGGCUGAGGACCGCUCCUGGAGGGAAGCUCUCAACCUAGCCAUCCGCCUGGGCCAUGAGGCCAUCACCGAUGUGCUGUUAGCCAAUGUCAAGUUUGACUUCCGGCAGAUCCAUGAAGCCCUGCUGGUGGCCGUGGACACAAACCAGCCAGCAGCAGUGCGUCGCCUGCUGGCCCGGCUAGAACGGGAGAAGGGUCGCAAAGUAGACACUAGGUCCUUCUCACUGGCUUUCUUUGACUCAUCAAUUGAUGGCUCCCGCUUUGCACCUGGUGUCACUCCACUCACCCUGGCCUGCCAGAAGGACCUGUAUGAGAUUGCGCAGCUGCUCAUGGACCAGGGUCACACCAUUGCCCGGCCCCACCCAGUCUCCUGUGCCUGCCUUGAGUGCAGCAAUGCCCGUCGCUACGACCUGCUGAAGUUCUCCCUGUCCCGCAUCAACACCUACCGUGGCAUUGCAAGCAGGGCCCACCUCUCACUGGCCAGUGAGGAUGCCAUGUUGGCUGCCUUCCAGCUCAGCCGCGAGCUCAGGCGCCUCGCACGCAAGGAGCCUGAGUUCAAGCCAGAGUACAUUGCCCUGGAGUCGCUGAGCCAGGACUAUGGCUUUGAGCUGCUGGGCAUGUGCCGGAACCAGAGCGAAGUCACUGCGGUGCUCAACGACCUGGGUGAGGACAGCGAGACCGAUCCCGAGGCUGAGGCCCUAGGCCAGGCCUUCGAGGAAGGCAUCCCCAACCUGGCAAGGCUGCGACUGGCCGUCAACUACAACCAGAAGCGGUUUGUAGCACACCCCAUCUGCCAGCAAGUCCUGUCCUCCAUCUGGUGUGGGAACCUGGCUGGUUGGCGUGGAAGCACCACCAUCUGGAAGCUCUUUGUUGCCUUCCUCAUCUUCCUCACUAUGCCCUUCCUCUGCUUUGGCUACUGGCUAGCACCCAAGUCCCAGCUGGGCCGCCUACUGAAGAUCCCAGUGCUGAAGUUCCUACUUCACUCCGCCUCCUACCUGUGGUUCCUCAUCUUCCUGCUGGGAGAGUCCCUGGUCAUGGAGACACAACUGAGCACUUUCCACGGCCGCAGUCAGAGUGUCUGGGAGACCUCACUGCACAUGGUUUGGGUAACAGGUGCAGCCCUGACAUUAAAACGACAUAGACCCCCCAAUGGUAACAAUGGCUUCCUGACACCUACGGGAGGAGUGGGGCGGCGAGGGCUGGCGCAGGAAUCAACAAGUGCCCCGAAUGAGCGCCGGCCUUCACACCCACCAGGUCUGGAGUUACAGCUGCAGAUGAAGGGUCCCUCGGGAACCAACAAGAAGCAACGAGGAUAA
Carlito syrichta (Philippine tarsier) is the source of this 2818-nucleotide messenger RNA. RefSeq names its product short transient receptor potential channel 2-like. Gene Ontology annotation, molecular function: inositol 1,4,5 trisphosphate binding; damaged DNA binding; store-operated calcium channel activity. Lineage: Eukaryota; Metazoa; Chordata; Mammalia; Primates; Tarsiidae. Gene Ontology annotation, cellular component: cation channel complex; nucleus; membrane. The record is from RefSeq and is a predicted model, not a curated record. Gene Ontology annotation, biological process: calcium ion transmembrane transport; manganese ion transport; regulation of cytosolic calcium ion concentration. The transcript has 16 exons. Bases 212 to 2818 code for a protein of 868 amino acids.